Vitis vinifera (wine grape) is the source of this 1192-nucleotide messenger RNA. Its product is annotated as snakin-2. Bases 642 to 938 code for a protein of 98 amino acids. The transcript is spliced from 3 exons. The record is from RefSeq and is a predicted model, not a curated record. NCBI's taxonomy places the organism in Eukaryota, Viridiplantae, Streptophyta, Magnoliopsida, Vitales, Vitaceae.
CACGGUGGUCACCAUGUAGCUCUCAGACCUGCCCCUCCCCUUAUCCUUUCCAUCAACCACUUCAGAUUUAUCAAAUCUUUUAAUUGACGUAACCCCAUUACAGGGAUCAUUAAUCUUAUGUUUUUUUCCUUGUUUAGCCACAAUUUCAAGUAGAAGGUAGAAGGUAAAAGACGAGUGGUAUUGCACUUUCUAUUCAAUGUGUAUGAAUCCGGAGGGCCAUGUUAUUCAUAGACGUUUGUUUUGAAUUGAAGAAUCAUAAAAUCCAAGCGUAAAAGCAAGUAGACUAGAAGACAACGUCACUUACUAAAAGCACAGGGAGCGCCAACAAAGAGGCAAGAAGGAAUAAUAGAAAGAGCCAGGGCCAGAUAGAUACAUUAACCACAUAUGCCUGAGAGUAUGCCCACUUUCACUAGCUGAUUGGCUUGAAGCGGGGUCCUCUUCCCAAAUAAAAUAUCAAAUGCCUCCGCGUAAUACAGUGAUAGGUUAGGAAUGUCGCGUCCUGGCAUGCACCCACCCUAUUCAUUGCGUUCUUCUCCUGUUUUUUUCCCUAUAAAUACGACACACACCUCUCUCUCAUUUCAUAUACCAUACCUCCCAUCCUAAGAUACAAACCAAAACCUCUCUUUCCCACCCUUAAAGCCAUGGCCAUCUCCAAAACUCUCAUUGCUUCACUUCUCAUUUCUCUUCUUGUUUACCAGAUUACUGAGGCGGCGACCACCAGCGGCGACGGAGCGAGUUCUCCGACAGAGAAAAUGGAUUGCGGGGGAGCAUGCAGUGCGAGGUGUAGGCUGUCGUCGAGGCCAAAUCUGUGCAACAGGGCAUGUGGGACUUGCUGCGCUCGUUGCAACUGCGUCCCUCCAGGCACGUCUGGUAACCAAGAGAUCUGCCCCUGCUACGCCAACAUGACCACCCGUGGCAACGAACGCAAGUGCCCUUAAACCACUGCUUAUGGUGGAACCCAGCAGGUUGAAAUAAAGGGCUCUUUAAUAAUUAAUAAAUGAGUGUGAUAGAUUGUAUAUGGUCUGAGUGGCUUUCUCUUUCGGUGUGGGCUCUUACCAAUCGCUCUUGUUGUCUUCCUUCUACCAUACGUAAUAAUAAUUAGGCAUUUCUAUGGUUUGCAAUUCAAUCCCCGUAAACUUGUGUAAUGUAUUGAGUUGAGAAGAAAUAAGAAGUACUUUCCCUGUUAGUUUAA